AUGAAUUGUGUAAUUGAUGAACAUUUUCGUGCAAGUAAUUUAUAUUCACAAUUAUUAGAAAAUGUUUCGAGUUGGUAUGGGUGGAUGGAUAUUUUACAGGAGCCAGAACAUGUUAAACUUUCUGAAACAGUUGAAAUUCUUGUGCCAACACAAAUUUCUUCUCAUUUUUAUAUUCUUUUGACAGAAAUUUGUUCAGAAUUAAAUCAAAAUUCUCUUGGACAUUUAUUUACCAAAAAUGUUACUUUACACGUUUCUAAACAAAUUGGUAGGCUUUAA
This is a messenger RNA of Meloidogyne enterolobii, 276 nucleotides long. Lineage: Eukaryota; Metazoa; Nematoda; Chromadorea; Rhabditida; Meloidogynidae. The record is from the annotation of a GenBank genome assembly.